Molecule: messenger RNA, 2964 nt
Organism: Drosophila biarmipes
Lineage: Eukaryota; Metazoa; Arthropoda; Insecta; Diptera; Drosophilidae
Gene: GLS
Product: glutaminase kidney isoform, mitochondrial
Exons: 6
Coding region: 274-2493 (739 amino acids)
Biological process (GO): L-glutamine catabolic process
Molecular function (GO): glutaminase activity; protein binding
Source: RefSeq, a predicted model, not a curated record
AGGGAGGUAUCUGCCCAGAAAGCAAGCGCUAAUUGCCGGCAAUCGCCGGCGCAUAAAAUGAAUUAACAUACGUUUAUUAAACGAAGAUAAAAAUCGAAUUCGCUCACUCUUUUGGUCUGCUGAAGUACAUAUGUGAAUUGGCUCUGGUGUGUGUACAUAUAAUGUUGGCGAACUAUAAAAACAUUGGCCGCUCGUCGAAUGGGCUCAUUUCGGCGGUGACGGGCCGCAAGUUUGCACAGUGAAAAAGCAGGAUUUCAUCAUCAUACUAUCGAAAUGAUGGGCGAUCGUAGUUGGAACCUGCUGCAGUACGCCACCGAGAGGGCGCCUCUCCCCUUGGACGGAUAUACCGCCGAAGAGGCGGCCCAGUUCAAGGACAGCAUCCGGCAGAAGAUAGUGGACGACCUGAAGUCCAUGACGGGGGAGGAGCUGAUAGAACUGGUCAAGCGCAACGCCGCCAGGGAGGCGGAGCAGGCGGAAGCUCCUGUCGAAGAACCCCUCUCGGGCACCGAAGAGGGCAAGGAACGGAUUCAGGAUGAUGCGGAUCUCAUCGAUGCCGGCAUCAUAGCCGAAAUGGUCGCCGGACUCUGCACCAAAAGCCAGAAGGAGACGUUCGUCAAGGUGAUAACGAAGUAUAUCAGCAGUCAGCGACGCCACUAUUCGAUGCGGCCCCAUCGGGAGCAGGAGCAGCGGAACGCGGAGGAUGUGCUGUUCGACAUGUUCGCCAGCGAGGAGACGGGCCUCAUCUCGAUGGGCAAGUUCCUGGCCGGGCUGAAGACCACUGGCAUCCGCAGGAACGACCCCAGAGUGCGGGAACUGAUGGACAACUUGAAGAAAGUGCACAAGCUGAAUAACUACGAGACGGGCUCUUCGGCGGAGACUCAGCACCUCAAUCGGGAGACCUUCAAGGCAGUGGUGGCCCCCAAUAUCGUUCUGAUCGCCAAGGCCUUCCGGCAGCAGUUCGUGAUCCCCGACUUUACAAGCUUCGUCAAGGACAUCGAGGACAUCUACAACCGCUGCAAGACCAACACUCUGGGCAAGCUGGCCGACUACAUUCCGCAGCUGGCUCGCUACAAUCCCGACUCCUGGGGCCUAAGCAUUUGCACCAUUGAUGGCCAGCGAUUCUCCAUCGGCGACGUGGAGGUGCCCUUCACCCUCCAAAGUUGCAGCAAGCCACUCACCUAUGCCAUUGCCCUGGAGAAGUUGGGGCCCAAGGUGGUGCACUCGUACGUGGGCCAGGAGCCCAGUGGCAGGAACUUCAACGAACUCGUCCUGGAUCAAAACAAGAAACCGCACAAUCCGAUGAUCAAUGCCGGGGCCAUCCUCACCUGUUCCCUGAUGAACGCCCUGGUCAAGCCCGACAUGACCUCUGCGGAGAUCUUCGACUACACCAUGUCCUGGUUCAAGCGGCUAUCCGGCGGGGAGUACAUCGGCUUCAACAACGCCGUGUUCCUUUCCGAGCGAGAGGCAGCCGACCGGAACUACGCCCUGGGCUUCUACAUGCGCGAGAACAAGUGCUUCCCCAAGCGCACCAACCUGAAGGAGGUGAUGGACUUCUACUUCCAGUGCUGCUCCAUGGAGACGAACUGCGAGGCCAUGUCCGUGAUCGCCGCCAGUCUGGCCAACGGAGGCAUCUGUCCCACCACCGAGGAGAAGGUGUUCCGGCCGGAAGUAAUCCGGGAUGUGCUCUCGAUCAUGCACUCCUGCGGCACGUACGACUACUCCGGUCAGUUCGCCUUCAAGGUGGGUCUGCCGGCCAAGUCCGGAGUGAGCGGCGGCAUGAUGCUGGUCAUCCCCAACGUGAUGGGCAUCUUUGCCUGGUCCCCGCCCCUAGACCACCUGGGCAACACUGUGCGGGGACUGCAGUUCUGUGAGGAGCUGGUCUCAAUGUUCAACUUUCAUCGCUAUGACAACCUGAAGCAUCUGUCCAACAAGAAGGAUCCGCGAAAGCACCGCUACGAGACCAAGGGCCUGUCCAUCGUGAACCUGCUCUUUUCAGCUGCCAGCGGAGAUGUGACGGCCCUGCGUCGCCAUCGUCUCUCCGGAAUGGACAUUACCCUGGCGGACUACGACGGUCGUACCGCCCUGCAUCUGGCUGCCUCCGAGGGCCACCUGGAGUGCGUCAAGUUCCUGUUGGAGCAGUGCCACGUUCCCCACAACCCUAAGGACCGUUGGGGCAACCUGCCCGUGGAUGAAGCCGAGAACUUCGGGCACAGCCACGUGGUGGAGUUCCUGCGCUCCUGGGCGGAGAAGGUCGAUCAGUCCAACGAGGAGUGCCAGACCGAGGCGGUUACCACCAAGACUCAAGCCGAUGAGGAAAUCUGCAGCACGAGCGACCUAGAGACCAGUCCGGCCACCAGUCCCAUUCCCACGCCCGUGGAAUCCGGAUCCAGGGCGGGAUCAGGGCGCUCCAGUCCGGUGCCAUCGGAUGCGGGGAGCACGGCGAGCGCAGGAAGCGCCAGCAGCAUCGAUGACAAAACCAAGCCGGGCCUAUAGGCGCCCGGAGACCGAGGAUCCCCGCAGAAUCUCUCCGACUAAAUUAUUCGCACAACCUAUUAGUUUAUAUAUGACGUAUUAGAUUAAAGUUAAGAGUACCCAAAUCGCGCUGGUCGGUUAGUCCUAUAUCAUUUGAAGUAGUCAUCCCACGAGCAAGUCGAGGUCCUUCGAGCAGGACCCGCUGCACGAGCGGCAUUUGUACUUGUACUUAGUAGUGCUUAGUUAGCCUCAAUAUUCCAGGGUAUCCUACGAAACAAUGACAAUAACUUAACGAAUAUCUACUAACCCACAAUUCGGGUCUGUGACCCGCCUAAAUGUAUUGCAUUCACACUUGUCAAUUGAUAUUUGUUCGCGUUUGUAAGUGUAUUAAUAAUCCUGUUCCAAAAGGUCGAGCUAUGUGGAAACACACUUGACUGGUGUUUAAUAUAUACCUAGUUAGCUGAAACACACAAAAUAUAUGGCAUAUCUUUA